Messenger RNA from Nerophis lumbriciformis (worm pipefish), 2610 nucleotides. The record is from RefSeq and is a predicted model, not a curated record. Lineage: Eukaryota; Metazoa; Chordata; Actinopteri; Syngnathiformes; Syngnathidae.
AUGAGGAGUAAGAUUUCCAAAAGGUUGAUGGUGAUACCGGAUUCGGUCCCCCCUGAGACUGACUGGUCCAAAUCGCUGACCUGGCUCAACGGUCUACUCAAGACGGAAUUCCAAGCGAUGCGGGACAUCAGCUCAGGAGCGUGUCACUGCCAAAUGAUGGACUGCAUCGUGCCGGGAUCCGUAGACAUGAGUCUGGUCAAGUUCGAUGCGCGAGAUGAGCAGGACUGCAAGCAUAACUUUGGUCUCCUCCAACAGGCUUUCACGAAGAACCGUAUCACCAAGAACAUUCAGUUGGAACAACUGAUAAAAGGCGAUUUUCAAGUCAACUUCGAUUUCCUGCUUUGGUUCAAAACCUUCUGCUCGGCCAAUGUGAUUAAUGAAGAUUAUGACGCGGUGAAAGCUCGGAACCAACGCGACAUCCGUCCGUACCCGCCGCCUGAGCUCUCCCCAAAAAGUGGCAGUAAAGUGGACCCUUCCGCUGCAGGCCAUAGAGACAAGAAAGCCAACGGCAAGGCUCCGACAAUGGCAGAUGAAGAAUCUCUAAAUGGGAGCGAUGGUUUGAUGGAGAGUGACAGUGAGCGGAUGUCGGAGGGCGGCGAUGACAAAGUAACAUCGCAAGGCUUAAAAUUACAUGACAGCUCAAUUGGUGAAGACGACAACGACGACUCUGAAGAAAGGGAGGAAAAGACUGUCCCCUCCAAUAAAACACCUAGGGGACGAAAAAAAGCAAAUUACCAGGAUGGCAACGGCUUUUUGAGCGGAGAGCUGGUUUGGGGCGGCGUGAAGGGCUUUCCGUGGUGGCCCGGCUUGGUGAUCCCUUGGAAAACCAAAUAUUCCCCUCAAGGCAUUCGAAGGGUCGAAUGGUUCGGCGAUGGGACCUUCUCCAAGAUCAGCACAGACGUUUUGGUGCCUUUCCGAAACUUCACCCAGAAUUUCUGCAAAAGUUCAUUUGACCGCCUGCCAAACUACAAGAAGGCAGUCUACCAGAUUAUAGAGCUUGCGAGCGAACGUUGCGAGAAGUCCUUCGAAGAGGCCAAAGGAGAUAAAGAGAAAGAAAUCAAUCUGAUGCUGGACUGGGCUUUUAAAGGAUUUCUGCCCAGUGGACCGGACGGAUUCUCGUCACAGAGUAAGAGCUCGCCGAAUUCAACGCUUUUGCACUGCGAUUUUGACCUGCGCUUUUUUCCUCCAACCACCGCAGACGCCGCUGGGGCGGAUUCAGACUCUGCUCAUUCUGACUACCAGCCGCCCGUGAAGAAGAAGUUGGCUCCCAAGAAUAGGGCGAGCACCUCUAACUACAUUUUCACGAGAGCUUCUAACAGAAAAAGGCUCGCCGUUUCAGAUUGUUGUUUGGCUUGCGGCUCCUCCGAGGUAGACGUAGAGCACCCCUUGUUUGAAGGCGGCCUUUGUCUUAAAUGCAAGGAAAACUUCUCGGAAACGCUAUAUCGCUACGACGAAGAUGGCUACCAGUCCUACUGCACCGUGUGCUGCGGCGGCACGCAAGUCAUUCUGUGCAGCAACGCAAGCUGCUGCAGAUGUUACUGCAAGGAGUGCGUGGAGAUCCUGGUGGGAAAGGGAACCUUUGCCGAGCUGAAAGACAUCGACCCAUGGAGCUGCUACAUCUGCCAGCCGGAACAGUGCAAGGAAAGACUCCAAAUCAGGCCGGACUGGAGCGUCAAGAUCCAAAACUUCUUUGCUAACAACAGUGGCAUGCAGUUUGAGCCUCACCGUGUUUACCCGUGCGUCCCGGCAGACAGACGCAAGCCCCUGAAGGUUCUGUCGCUCUUUGACGGCAUCGCAACAGGCUACCUGGUGCUGAAAGACCUGGGUUUCAAGGUGGAGCGCUACAUCGCCUCAGAGAUCUGCGAGGAUUCCAUUGCGGUGGGCAUGAUCAAGCACGCCGGAAAGAUUGAAUACGUCAACGAUGUGCGCACUAUCACCAGGAAACACCUGGCCGAGUGGGGGCCCUUCGACCUGCUGAUCGGAGGAAGCCCGUGCAACGACCUCUCCAUCGUCAAUCCCGUCAGGAAAGGAUUGUUCGAGGGCACCGGGAGGCUCUUCUUCGAGUUCUACCGCAUUUUGACCAUGCUGAAGCCCAAGGAAGGUGACGAUCGGCCUUUCUUCUGGCUCUUUGAGAACGUGGUCUUCAUGUCCGUCCGAGACAAGGCUGACAUCUGUCGCUUCCUGGAGUGCAAUCCGGUCAUCAUGGACGCUGUGCACGUCAGCCCCGCCCACAGAGCGCGUUACUUCUGGGGGAACGUGCCAGGCAUGAGCAGACCUCUGACGACCUCUCAGGAUCAAAAGAUUUCUCUUCAGGAUUGUUUGGAAGUGGGCCGCACGGCAAAGCUGGACAAGGUGCGAACCAUCACCACAAAGUCCAGCUCUCUCGUGCAGACCAAGGUGGGACUUCCCGUCACCAUGAACGGCAAGGAAGACAACCUGUGGUGUACCGAAGUGGAACAGAUCUUCGGCUUCCCAAAGCAUUACACGGACGUCAACAACAUGGGCCGCAAUCAGCGCCAGAAGGUAUUGGGUCGCUCCUGGAGCGUGCCCGUCAUCCGCCACCUGGUGGCGCCGCUCAAGGAUUAUUUCCAAUGCGAACAGCCGCAAUGA